AUGACACCAGCCCUUCGCUCUGCCGAUUCCAGUGGGCCCCCUUCGCCGACUUUCCUGAGGGCCAACUUGCCUCGCAACCAGAGCAACCUUUCGACCGAUGAGAGGACACCUCUGCUGCCAAGUGCAGGGCGAUCCCGAAUCCGAGUCCAGUCUGCCCUCGAGCCCGGCAAGGCUCGAUUGUCGAGGGGCCACAGCUUCAACAAUGGAAGCCUUAGGAGUACUCGACAUCAUAGCCGUGCUGGUUCUUGGGGGACACGACUAGUCACCGCGUUGACACCUCAUGAUUCAAUGAGGGAAUCAAAGGGGUCGAUCCCCGGAGACGAUCGAGUCUGGUAUGAUCAAUUUACAUCGACGGACUGGGUUCAAGACAGCAUUGCAGAUGCCUACCGCGUCAAAGCUUUGCGAAGCCGUACGGAUCUACGAGGCCGCAUAGCGGCAUUCUUCGAUGGCACACAAGGUUGGAUAUUGAGUGCACUUGUGGGGUUCCUAACGGCCAUAUUAGCAUAUCUUGUGGAUGUAUCCGAAGCUCCUGUCUUUGAUUGGAAAGAGGGCUAUUGCUCCACUGGCUUUUUCACCAGUGAAAAGUUGUGCUGUCCGGAUGGAGGCCGUUGUCCGGCUUGGAAAUCCUGGUCGAAUUUCAUCAAAAUUCCUCGCAUCAGCGAGCAGAUCAUCGAGUUCGCAAUCUUUGUUUGUUUAGUGGUGGCAUUCUCAACCGUAUCUUCCCUAAUGACGCUUACCACCAAGACGAUUGUUCCCUCCACGUAUCACAUGUCCACUCUGGAUGAAAACCUCGCAGCUCUGGCUCGACGACCCCAGUCUGACCAGGAGGAUGGAACCGCCAGUCCCAGGCAGAUCGUAGAAGAGAUUGAGACCCCACCACCCAUGAUUUACUACUCUGCCGCUGGAAGUGGCGUUGCAGAAGUCCGAGUUAUUCUGAGUGGAUUCGUCCUCCAUGGUUUCCUUGGAGUCAAAACUCUCGUUGUCAAAACAGCAGCUCUGAUAUUGAGCGUCGCCUCCGGACUGAGUUUGGGAAAGGAAGGCCCCUUCGUUCACAUUGCCACUUGUGUUGGUAAUAUUGCUUGUCGAUUAUUUUCGAAGUACGACAAGAACGAUGGAAAGCGCCGAGAAGUGCUUUCAGCCGCAGCCGCAGCCGGAGUGACAGUAGCUUUCGGUGCUCCCAUCGGCGGUGUUCUCUUUUGCCUGGAAGAAGUUGCAUACUUUUUCCCGGCCAAGACUCUUUUCAGAACAUUCUUCUGUUGCAUAACCGCAGCUCUGACGCUAAAGUUUCUCAACCCGUACGGCACCAACAAAAUUGUCAUUUUUGAAGUGAGAUAUCUCAUAGAUUGGGAGUUCUUUGAGCUUGGUGCUUUCAUCCUCGUGGGAAUGCUCGGCGGUGCCGCCGGAGCCAUUUUCAUUAAAGCAUCUCGAUCUUGGGCGCGAACCUUUCGAAAGAUAAAUGUCAUCAAUAAGUACCCGCUGGUUGAGGUAAUGUUGGUCGCAUUACUUACUGGACUUGUCAGUUAUUGGAACCCUUUAACGAAAAUGCCAGUGGCAAAGUUGCUCUACAAUCUGGCAAGUCCUUGUGACCCUAACAAGCGAGACGAAAUGAACCUUUGUCCUAGCGAUAUCGAUGAAAUCUUCCCCGUUAUUUCGAAACUCGCAAUUGCCUUUUUCAUCAAAGGAAUUCUCACAAUAAUCACAUUUGGCAUAAAAGUUCCAGCUGGAAUAUAUGUGCCGUCGAUGGUUGUCGGAGGCCUCGGUGGUCGAAUCAUCGGCCACCUGGUUCAAUGGGUCGUUCUUCGAUAUCCCACUUGGCCCAUCUUUGGGAAUUGUGCAGCGCAUGUCACCGGCCGCUCUUGCAUUACUCCCGGGGUGUAUGCUCUAAUUGCAGCAGGCUCAACCAUGUGUGGUGUGACUAGGUUAUCAGUGACCCUGGCCGUCAUCCUUUUCGAAUUGACUGGGAGUCUUGAUUACGUCCUGCCGUUUUCGCUUGCUAUUCUCGUGGCAAAGUGGACAGCUGAUCUCAUGGAGCCCCUCAGCAUCUACGAUUUGCUAACAAACUUAAACUCUUAUCCAUUUCUUAACAACAAGCACAAACCAAUCUUCACGUCAGAUCUAGCUGACAUCGUCCCUCGUGUCCGCCGUGAGCGAGUGAUUGAUAUCUCUGCCUCACCACUUGUGCCAGCAAGCACUCUUCGGCAGAAAUUAGAGAUUCUUCACAGAGCAGGAGAGGUCGAUGGCGGCCUCCCCAUUAUCCGAGAUGACAUCCUCGUUGGUCUCAUCUCAGCUCCUGAUCUGGAGUUUGGUUUGGACAACCUCGAGGAUGAAGUCGAUAGCUUGUGUUUAAUGACAAAGGUUGCAAGCAUCGACGAUUCGGACAACGAGGCUAUCGUUGACCCGACAGAUUUUUCAACAUAUGUCAACCAGGUGGGUUUGGCCAGCACUGUUUUCACCAGAAACCCUCUAACGAUACAGGCACCGUUGGCACUUGACAUUCACUCCCCAAUGGAUCUUGUAUAUGAGUGUUUCGUGAAGCUCGGAUUGAGAUAUGUCUGCGUGACGAAGGAAGGGCGCUAUGCUGGACUGACGCACAAGAAGACAUUUGUAAAGUACAUGCGGGAAUUAGAAGAAAAGGAAGGUCAAACGUGA
Molecule: messenger RNA, 2649 nt
Organism: Hyaloscypha bicolor E
Lineage: Eukaryota; Fungi; Ascomycota; Leotiomycetes; Helotiales; Hyaloscyphaceae
Exons: 6
Coding region: 1-2649 (882 amino acids)
Biological process (GO): chloride transport; transmembrane transport
Cellular component (GO): Golgi apparatus; membrane; early endosome
Molecular function (GO): voltage-gated chloride channel activity
Source: RefSeq, a predicted model, not a curated record